Messenger RNA from Gymnodraco acuticeps, 4715 nucleotides. RefSeq names its product TRAF family member-associated NFKB activator (gene tank). Gene Ontology annotation, biological process: canonical NF-kappaB signal transduction. Lineage: Eukaryota; Metazoa; Chordata; Actinopteri; Perciformes; Bathydraconidae. The record is from RefSeq and is a predicted model, not a curated record. The coding region runs from base 556 to 1578 and encodes 340 amino acids. The transcript has 8 exons.
UCUACAGAACAGGGGGAUUCCCCGAGGGAAGUUCCCAACUCAAACUAGGCUAUGUAAAACAUACAUAGCCAUAUCCUCUCGGGCGCUUCGUAACUUUGCAUCUGAAGAUUAGGCGACGACUCUGCGGUGGUGUCAACACAAUAAAUUCGACUUUAGCAGCUACAUGAAUGAAGGUAAGAGGACGCUCACCGUGGAGUCGCUGCUCCUUCGCUUUAUCCCCGCCACCGGUUGAAUGAGCUACAGCUAACCGGUCACUUACUGUUUAAGAAAUACGGAACUGUGUGGACUAGGGUUUGCAUGACACUUAAAAGUGCUUCCCUCCUGUGCCUCGGUAGGCUCCAACGUUAGUGUUAAUGUAGGGUACUUCCUCCAGGAGCCGUUGGUCUGACAGCUACUCUGUCCUUUUAUAAUGAGGAUUGCUUAAUAAUUGAAGAGCAGAUCUGGGUGACGGUGACAUCAGACUCUUGUUUUUUUUGCAUCAUCUCAAAACGUCCCCGAAAACUAUUAUCACAGGCUCAUGUCUGCUGUGUCAGGGAUGAUUGUGGAGCACACGGCAUGGAAAGGAACAUUGGAGACCAGCUCAAUAAAGCUUAUGAAGCUUAUCGCCAGGUCUCCAUUGAAAAGGACAAUGCUAAAAUGGAACUGCAACAAAUGAGUGUGUAUUAUGAGAGUUUCACUCAAAAACUUCAAAAGCAGAUAGAGGACCAGCAGCAGUUGAUUUCCAAACUUGAAGCUAAGUUAUCUUCAACAAGGCAACCACCAGAGAUGAAAUGUGAGCCUAUCUACCAUCUCCUCGAUGGGGCCAGCGCUUAUAAAAAAAUGCAGUACCCGGACAACAUGGGCACUGUUGCUCCUAUUAUGCCAGUCAACAGCAGCGUUGACUAUCAGGACAUGUUGGAAGCAUUUGAAGCGAUUCAAGGGAAAUUCCGGCAGAUUCGCUCUCUUACCAGAAGACAAAAAGAUCACCUAAAAAGAUUCCAUGAAGGAAAUGAUGUAUCAAACGGUAAUGAUCAGCGGUUUUCCAUGCCCAUCCAGUGCACAGACCGUACAGCAGAGGCACAGAGACCCUUCUCUGCAGUGCUCAGGUCAGCGGUGGAUAUUCCACUCCCGCCUACGUCUCUGGCGUCCCGCGGCACCAGCCCCGAGGACAGGGACUUAGUAGACUCUCUCACCAAACUCAGUGUCAAAUUUCCGCCCUCUGCUGACAGUGAAUAUGACUUCCUGAACAGUGCACCAGAGAGACACAUUGGUCUUACCAUGCCCACCAAGCGGCCUCUCAGUACUGUUCCCUCCACGUUGUCAGAAGAGGAGCCCGUUGAACUACCCAUGCCUUUUGUCUACCCCCCAUCCCCCUCCCACUCAACAUCAUCUUCGCUCUCCCAUGAGAGCGUGCGGGGACCCCAGCAGCCCCUCUGGAGCCCUGAGCUGUGUGAUGCAGCUGAUGUGGGGACAGAGCUGGAGACGCCUCCGAGCAGCAGUCCUGAUAAAUGUGCUUUCUGCCACGCUGUGGUGCCUCAGGAGCGAAUGAACAGCCACCUCUACUUACAUUUCUCUCCUAAAAACGAAGCCGACAAUUGACAGUGGAAGCAGAGACUGGCAAGGCCCCGGCUACUCUGAGACUUGUUGUUCUCAUGGUGUAGUCCUACCCGCCAUGAACAACAUGCGCUGUACUGGAUUUGAAAUGACACUGCAAUAGGACUUGAAUCCAUUUAUUUAAUAUAGAAGAAUUGAAUGGUACACUUUCUUGCCCAUUAUAUUUUUCUAAUAUCACGCUGAGAUUUUACUCUAGUACUAAGUGACAAUGAUACGGUAAUACUAUGAUAUAUAUGAGCAAAUAAAGCCGACAUUUACUCUUUACAUUUUAUAUCAUUGGAUUGGUUUUCAAGAUGUAAAUAUAAAUGGGGUGCUCAUAAGUUUAUCCAUACAUUAAGCGUUAAAAUGGACAAGAUUUUCAUUCUUUCUGCAAGAUGUUUAUAAAUUAUUAUGCCAAAACCUAAUUUGCAUUAUUAAUAUGUAGUUACCUUUCAAAGAAAUUAUUUGCUUUGGACAUUUGCAAUAUUUUUUGUUGAAUUAAGACACCUUUACCUCUUUUUGUUGGCAGCAAGAUGUGAUAUCUCAGAACAACCAGCGCUACACCAGGCUACAUUUUUGCUGGACUCAUCAAUGAGAGCCAACAUAUAGAGGAGGUACCUGCACACUUAGAUAUGUGCAACAUUUUCCACUUUCUUUUUGAGCUUUCGGUCUAACAGCCCUUCAUUAGAGUAUACCUCGUAUAUAUCAUAUCUCAGAACAGAUCUUUAGAAUAACAAUACCCAUCAAAUCACUCAAACGUUAAUCAAUCUUUUCCAAAACAUGACGUAUUAAUUAGCACUCUUUAGACUGGCACUACAUUCCCAUCGUUCUUUCGUGUUGUUUACUUCAACCAGGAUAAUUAGAAGCAGAUGUAUGUCAUUACUGGUGCGGGGAGAUGGGAACAUUUCCAACUUAGAAAUGAUUUUAAAAGGUAGUUAACCAUGUACUCAUUAAGAGUCUCCACAGAUAGGAACAUCUAACAUUAGGCACAAGCUUAUUGUUAAAUCACAUGGCCAUUACAUACAGUGUUUAUGUAGGCGUAAUCAUUUUAAUUGACAAAUGAACAUUAAUACUCCAGAGUUAUAAUAUAAGACAUUCCAGGUGUGCCAGUUUAAUGUGUAAUUUAAGCUAAUAUUAACAAAAUAAUAGUUGUGGAAAAACAUAUAGAAAAUUGAUACAUAAGAAGAUUAGGGCCAUAUGCGGAGAAUGUAUUUCGGCAUAUACUGAAUAUACUGUCAUAUCAUAUCAUGUCAUAUACUGUCAGCUAUACUGAAGCAUCAUCUGUUCUAUUUCCAAAUGACAAUGUAUUUUACUGAAGAGGAUUAGGGUUCAUGUGAAACAUUUAUUUCAGUUAGUUUAGAGUCAGAAUACUCUCUUUAAACUGGAAUACAUUGUCUUAUAUGGCCUUACUCUUUCCAUAAAAUACAUUGUGAUUUGGAACAGAUCAUUUUUAAGUCCGUCACAUUUCUCAGUGUGCACACAACCAUCAUUUCACUGAGUCUUUUCUGAACAGCAGCAUCGGCUUAUUGCAUGCAGCAGUAUUUAUUCACACCUUUGCAAACAAUUUCAGUGAUUUUCACCAUUGGGCGUGAUGAUGUUUGAGGAAACGAAACACUGUGUGAGUGUGUUGGAACACUGUGUUGUGCAGAGAGGACCUUGCAGCCCUCAGCUAUGGGCUGCUAACACUUUCUGGGUAGAUGAGCUAGUGUGAAGACUGCAAACAACCUUUUUUAAAUCUCUUUAAGUGUUUGGUAUUCUAACUAUAUACCACUUAUCAAAUACUGCUUAACAGACUGAUUGAUUUGUUAUAUCAACCUUAAACUGAUAUUUGCGUUGCACAUUUCACUGUGUUUCAUUAAUAGCUCUGAAGGGUGUAAAAAUAUGCAGAGUAGUAAUGCAAUAAACCAUUCUAGUGAGUCAUUGGACUUAGAGAAGAGCCUUGAUACAACAUGCCCACCAUGGAUACGUAGGAAAGAAUUUAUUCAGAUUUGAUUUUUUUUGGCAAAUGCAUAUCCCUAAUGAUCCUCUCUGGUUAAUCUGUGAAGAGUCGAACAUUGUGCAGCCUGCAUGCUUUUCUCUCUGGGAUCAUGAACAGCUGCUUGCUCAUAAUUAUGUUGUCAUUCAUUGUUAUUUGGAAGAGGGUACUCAUACUGACAGCUAGGAUUUUUUUUUCUAUGCUUCCGUACAUUGUACAUUUACACUGCUUGUGUGUGCAGUUGUGUGAACUGUUUUAGAAAAGUCCACUUCAGCUUUUUUUCACUUCCAGAAGAAUAUAAGAUGUGCCAUAUUUCCCCCUUGGACAUUUGCUACCAAAAGGCAGUACAUUUUAGAUGGAUUUAAGAGCUGUUAAAAAAAAAAAUGAAAGGGGACAAAAAAAAAGGAGAAGGAUAUGGAUUGAGACAGAGAAGUAGCAGGCUGAUUAAAAGGUGUCAACAUUGCCAGGAGCAAGAAGGUGAAAGCAAUCAGGGGUGAGAAGAGUGCAGCAUUCGUGAGGGGCAACUAAUUAUCCAUCUCAUUUGAGGAGAGAAGCAUUUGAGGCAGCUCUAGCCCACUGAAUGGUGACAGAUUGGUGCGGAGGAGAGGGGAGGUGUUAGAACAAUGGAGCCCAGCUCACCAUCAUUACUGCAUGCUAAUCAGCAGUGCUUCUGCACUACCAGUCGGUGCUGCGGAGAGUUCGGGCCGAGACAGGAGAGUCACCGGCUUCAGGGGACCAGCCGACAAGAGAGGGGGGAAUGAUGCACAGUACGGCUGUCUGCGCUUAUUUGACUUUCUAGUUUAUCCUAUGCAUCGAUUGAUCUAUGUGGCCUGUGUCAUCCGCUUGGAGGAUUAAUGCCACUAAAAGUUUAAAUCAGUAAAAUAGAAAUAAAUAGUAUACAUUUUAGGAUUUCAGACAAUGUUAUUUAAAUGCCGAUACAACACAAUGUCUAUGAGACUCAAUAAAUGCACAUUCAGUCUAUAUAAGCAAAUUACAUUUAAAUGUAUGAAAAUGAAAAAGGAGAUGGAAAAGCAGUAGAAAAGCUCAAUAAAAUGACACAAGAACAGGCUAGAUAAACCAAGAAAAUAAUUCAUUACUUUAUUGUGAGUACUGCAGAAAUAAUUGAUGAAAAAAUUCAAAUCAGAGUCAUCAUCAUAAUUUCAUAAAA